AUGUCGUUGUUUAAUCUUGCUCAAUUGGACCUCACAACAACCAAUACAAUCCAAGCAGUAUGCCGUGUCUUUGGAUACAUUCAUGCAAACCCUCGGCGGUCAGCCAGGCUCCUGCCCGAUGAGGUGGAUCUGAUUAAUUUCAUCGUCAUGAAUUAUUCCGAGCCAGGACAGACAAGUAUCAGCAACUCUGGCGUGUCUAUUUACACCAUUCGAAACUUUGCGUCGAACACGUCGAGCCAAUUCUCUUUCCCGAAGUCAUGGCGGACCCAUAGAGGACGAGCGCAUAACGCAGCGAAAUACAUUCUCAUAGACGCCAAGCGAAUCUUCAUGACAGAUGCUUUUGAGGAUUGGAAGAAACAAGUCUGCAAAACAUCAAUACUUGAUCUGCCCAACGAGUUGUUGCAGCGCAUUGCUGCUCUGUUACCGGCGAAGUUUCGCGCCAGACUCUGCCAACUGAAUCGCCGUCUUUACAAUGUGAUAGGGCUUGAGCUCUGGAGAGAACUAGACAUGGCUCUUAAGGCACUGGCAUGGAGCUUGGACCGCUGUCAGCUAGUAAUGUUCGAAAAGGCAGUCGAAGCACUCUCGAGGAUCCCCGAAAGAAUGGGUAAACAGUCCACGUGGAAAUUGUUUCCUGGGAGGGACAAAAUUGGUACCCAUAUGCAGAACAGGUACUACCUUUCAAAGCAAACAGGAGACGUCAAUAAUGAUCACUUUUUGCUGGAGUACGGGACUGACCCGUAUAUCCACAUAUCCGACAAAACCUCGCCACUCCAUGUGGCAAUCUCCCUGUGCAGUUCCAUGGGCAAGUCACAUAUUGUGACAGAAUUGAUCAAACAUGGUGCCAAUGCAAACGCAGUUGGCCCUCAUGGAGAAACGCCUCUUCACGUGGCUAUUCGGACAAGCCAGAAAACCCGUUGUCCUGAUUCCCAUUGUCCUGUUUCCCACUCUCCCCGCAAAGACACAUUCAAUGCCCUUCUUCAAGCUCCAGACAUUGACAUCGACCUGCGUGACGAUAAUGGCCGUACGCCAUUGAGUAUUGCUGCCGGCAUGACCGGAAGCCCUUCUGCUUGGUUUGUGAAAAGAUUGCUCGAAAAUCCCAAUGUUGAUAUCAAUUCCCAAGACGUCCUUGGGAAAUCGGUACUGUAUCAUUCGGUGGAGGGUCGAAACACAAAAGUUGCCAAGCUGUUGCUGUCGCAGAGCCACAUCGACCCGAAUGCUAAUACUGCGUACUUGCCUUUGUUUUCUGCCGUUUCGACUCGUAACGAAGCGAUAGUGCGGAGAUUGCUAAGUACAACGGCAACCGACCCAAACCGGAAAGACAACAAUGGGCGCCUGGCUUUGACAUUGCCAACUUCAAAAAUAAUAAUCAAACUGCUCGUCGAAGCUGGCGCUGAGCUAGACAUGCAAGAUAGCACUGGUCUAACUCCAAGAGAAACGAUAUUUCAGGCAGGCAUCGAUCUUGAGGAGGUAAUGCACCUACCCAAGAGAAGAAGACGAAAAUAG
This is a messenger RNA of Penicillium mononematosum, 1503 nucleotides long. RefSeq lists its product as uncharacterized. The record is from RefSeq and is a predicted model, not a curated record. The transcript has a single exon. Gene Ontology annotation, molecular function: protein binding. Bases 1 to 1503 code for a protein of 500 amino acids. NCBI's taxonomy places the organism in Eukaryota, Fungi, Ascomycota, Eurotiomycetes, Eurotiales, Aspergillaceae.